Prorocentrum cordatum is the source of this 1139-nucleotide messenger RNA. The record is from the annotation of a GenBank genome assembly. NCBI's taxonomy places the organism in Eukaryota, Dinophyceae, Prorocentrales, Prorocentraceae.
AGCUCUGCCGCUGGCGGCGGAGCCCGGGUGUGCGCGUGCGCUGGCCCGGGGCCGCGCAGCCCUGCGGGGCCCGCGAGGUCGCCAUGAGGGACGGCGCCGAUGGGUCCUGGACGCAGGACCCGGAGAGCGGCGAGUUCCUCUGGACGCCAGCCUCCGCCGAGCAGCUGCCGCAGGCCGCCGACGUGGCGGAGCUGCUGGCGGCUCUGGAGCACGACGGCGACGCCACCGUGGUGCUUGCCGCGAGCACCUGCCGGGCCUCCCGAGCCCUGCUGCUCGCGCUGGCCGCGGCCGCGGCCCCUCCGGGCAGCCCGGAGGCCUUCGGCUGGGUCGACGGCGCCCCCGUUGCGGUCGAGGCAGACCAGACGGCCAGGCAGCUCGUGGCAGGGGCGCUGCGGCGCCAGCUGGGCGCCGCCUCGGGCUCCCCAGAGGCCUCCUUCGAGGCGGAGGGCGCGGGCCUGCUGGUGCGGCUGCGGCGCUGGCCGCGGGCGGAGGACCUCUGCUUCGUGCAGGGCGCCGCUGGCGCGGCCGCCGGCGCCGUGCCGGCAGGGGUGCUGGGCAGGCGGUGCGCCGAGGUGGAGGGGGCGGCGCCCAAGCCCGCGGCGGCGGCGUGCGAGGAGUCCGAGGCCGCGGCGGCCAUGGAGCGGCUGGCGGGGGAGCUGGGCGCCCUUGCGGCCGCGGCGGGCAGCGCGGCGCUGCUCGCGCGCCCGCCGCCAGCGAGCCCGCGACGCGGCGGCCACGGGCGCUCCUCCUGGCGCCUGUCGGCCUCCUGCUGCGACCGCAGGCCGCCGGCGAGGGACGCGCCGCCCGAGGUGCACGGCGCCCAGGGCUCGAGCGCCUCGGCGGUGCCGGGGACCGACUCGCAGGCGAGGGCCGUCGCAGAGCUUCUGCGAGACGACGCGACGCGGGUGAGGCUGCUGGACGGGCUCAGCGAGGCCGAGCGCGCCGAGGGCGCGCGGGAGCUCGCAGGGGGGCUGCGGCACACGCAGCGCGUGCAGCUCGCGGACAUCGCCUCCCCGCACAGCGUGGCGCUGGAGGCGCGGAACCCCGUGGUGGCCGCGUCGCUGUGCGCCGUGGAGCUGCGCGGGCGCAGGGGCUGCGCCGUGUCCCUCGCGCGGGGCAGCCGGUGCUACAUUGCCUGA